CACAUCAUCGCGAAAAUAGUCAAAACGGAUUCAGGGGACCUCAAAACGUAAAAAUCCGUCGAAAACUCGAGGUCGAAAAAAAUCAUGAUUCCUAUACUUUCCUUAUAUCUGUAUACAGAUAGGAAAGUAAAAAUAUAUGUAUUGGUCGACUGAAAAAUUCAGUUUUGACGGUUUUCUAUAAACAUCUCAUAUUAGAAACAUUAAUCCAUUGAAAUAUCUCAAAACUAAUAAAAUAAUAUAAAUCAAAAGCAUUUCUAUUGACAUUUAUUUGAUACGCUACUGGAUAAUAAAAGUAAACAAACCCCGCUCUUCCCCUCCUAAUAACUGGCUUGUAUAUGUUGCUUUCAAACAAACGCAAUGUAAAUUUUUGACAUUCAGUUAUCUAUUAUUAUUUAUUUAUCUGAGAUGACACAUCGAUGUUUUACAUCGAUGAUUUCAUUCCGAUGUAUCGAUGUUUUCAAAACAUCGUUGCAUCGUUGCCAUCCCUAGUAGUUUGUUGUUAUUUGAGGUUAAAAAUGACUCCAAAAUCCACUACAAUUUUUCUACAAAAAUUAAGAAGUUCUAUGCAAAAUACGAAGUAUGUGAAAGAACCAAUUAGUGCCUACAUUGUACCAUCGAGUGAUGCUCACAAUAGCGAAUAUUUGGCCGAAUGUGAUGAAUUUAGAGCCUUCAUAUCUGGGUUUACUGGCUCUGCAGGUACAGCUAUUAUAACUCAAAAUGAAGCCCUUCUCUACACAGAUGGAAGAUAUUUUUUACAAGCUAGUCAGCAAUUAGAUUCAAAUUGGACUCUUGCAAAAGAGGGGCUACCUACUACACUCUCACAAGGAGAUUGGCUUUCAAAAUACCUGGCGAAAGGUUCUAGAAUAGGAGUAGACCCGAAAGUAUAUUCCUAUGAUAAAUUCAAACUGUUACACACUAAAUUGGAAGCAACUGGUCAUCAAUUAGUACCAGUUGCCACUAAUCUCAUAGACCUCUUAUGGACUGACAGACCAGCUAGACCCACGAAUCCAGUAAAACCAUUAGCUGUCAAAUACACUGGAACAACUAUAGGACAAAAGUUGAAAUCAGUAAACGAUUCGAUGAAGGAAAAAAACGCAGAAUAUUUGGUGUUAACAGCUCUAGAUGAAAUAGCGUAUUUUUUGAAUCUUAGAGGUUCUGAUAUUGAAUUCAAUCCAGUAUUUUUUUCGUAUGUUAUAAUUGGCGAUAAUUGUUUUACUUUGUUUAUAAACAGUAAACAGGUUGGCAAGGAGGUUUUGGACCAUUUGAACGAACAAGUCGCUGGGAAUUUUAAAAUAGAGCCUUAUGAAAAUAUUGAGAAGAAAUUGGAAGAAUUAGCUAAACAAGUUGAUGGGUACAUAUGGUUCUCGGAACAUUCCAGUUACACUCUUGUAGACUUGGUCCCAAAGAAGAACCGAAUUACUACAGACAUCACCCCCAUUUGUCUAAUGAAGGCUAUAAAAAAUCCAGUUGAAAUACAAGGCAUGCGUAACUGUCACAUUCGCGACGCCGCCGCCCUAUGUUGCUACUUUUCAUGGCUAGAACAGAACGUGGACAGGGAAAAGAUAACUGAAGUGUCUGGUGCCCAGAAGUUGUUAGAAUUUAGGAAACUACAAUCCGAUUUCGUAGGACCUAGUUUCGAUACUAUCAGCUCAGUUGGGCCUCACGGAGCUAUAAUCCAUUACCAACCCAGCGAUAGUACGGAUGUUCGAAUCACCAGCGAUCAAUUGUACCUUUGCGACUCCGGUGGUCAGUAUUUGGACGGCACCACUGACGUUACAAGGACUUUGCAUUUUGGGAAUCCCACGCUAUUCGAAAAAGAUUGCUAUACCAGGGUUUUGAAAGGACAGCUUAAGCUAGCAUCUAGGAUUUUUCCAUCGAAGAUUAGAGGUAACUAUUUGGACUCCUUUGCUCGCGAAUUCCUCUGGCAAGUUGGUCUAGACUUCGCGCACGGAACAGGUCAUGGUAUUGGUUCCUACCUCAACGUUCAUGAAGGACCUAUGGGCAUCUCCUGGAGACCCAUCGAUACUGAUCCUGGCCUCCAACCGGGCAUGUUCAUCUCCAACGAACCCGGCUACUAUCAAGAUGGCGAAUUCGGUCUAAGAAUUGAAGAUAUUGUGCUAGUAAUCGAGGCCAAACCACCUCAUAACCACGCCAAUCGUGGAUAUCUGACAUUCGAAACUGUUUGCUUGGUGCCAAAAAUAAAUAAGUUGAUUCUGGUGGAUAUGUUGACUGACGAAGAACUUGAACAGUUGAAUAGCUAUCAUAGGCAGUGCGUGGAAGUUGUUGGACCUCUUUUGGAACAGCAAGGUCAAAUGCAGGCUAGGGAAUGGUUGAUCAGAGAGACGAGGCCUUUGACUAGAUAAAUAAGAUGUUAUAUGUUCGUCCUUUUGUGAUAAAUUUGAGAGUUAUUUUGUUUUUGAAGUAAAUGCAUUUAAUUUUGUA
This is a messenger RNA of Psylliodes chrysocephalus, 2442 nucleotides long. NCBI's taxonomy places the organism in Eukaryota, Metazoa, Arthropoda, Insecta, Coleoptera, Chrysomelidae. The record is from the annotation of a GenBank genome assembly.